Cynara cardunculus var. scolymus (artichoke) is the source of this 1419-nucleotide messenger RNA. Its product is annotated as protein EI24 homolog. The record is from RefSeq and is a predicted model, not a curated record. Gene Ontology annotation, cellular component: endoplasmic reticulum. Gene Ontology annotation, biological process: macroautophagy. Bases 19 to 1026 code for a protein of 335 amino acids. The transcript is spliced from 11 exons. NCBI's taxonomy places the organism in Eukaryota, Viridiplantae, Streptophyta, Magnoliopsida, Asterales, Asteraceae.
GUCUCUCUCACACGCAUAAUGGAAAACUUGAUGAGGAGUUACCGUACAAAAGUAAAGCAAGCAUCGGUGCUGUGGCUUGAAGGUUUUCGACAAGCUUGUUGUCUUCACAGAGUUGUCAUCUACUGUCUCAGGUCGAAACAACUCAUGAUCCGAACUGGCCAGUGCUUUCUCUUAAACGGUUUCAUCUUUUUAGGAAGUAUUUUUAUUCUAAGAUCUCUUAUCCUUCCAACACUACAAUGGAUCUUACCUUUUGGAGUCUCGGAUGGUUAUCAAGAGCCAUGCUUACCGCAGAUGCCUAUAAGACUGUAUGCCUUCUUACGACUUGGACUCUUACAACUUAUUUAUGCUUUAUGGUUCUACCCUUUGUACAUAUUCAGCUUCAUUUUAAGCACUAUCUGGUACAAUGAUAUUGCUCAGUUUGGUCUUACGGUGACAGGAAAAGAUGGAUCAACCAAUUUAGCUCCAUCUAGCCAAAAGGAGCCAUCCACUUCACAAAAUGCAACACAUGUUGAUAAACCAACUGACCUUGGGAGAGUCAUGAUAGGAAUAGCAGAACAGGGCUAUUCACUCCUCCUAUUGACCUUUUUCUUCCUGGAGGUUUACCUGACAGGUUUCAUCCCUUACAUUGGGAAGACACUAAAUUUCAUACUUCUUUCAUGGAUGUAUGCCUAUUACUGCUUUGAAUACAAAUGGAACUUCUCCGGUCUGAGUUUGGAUAAAAGGCUAGACUUCUUUGAGUCCAACUGGGCAUUCUUUGCUGGCUUUGGAUCUCCUUGUGUUCUGGCUAUUUUCUUCUUUUCACCUUUAGUGAGUUAUGGGGUAAUGGCUGUACUCUUUCCAAUGUUUGUCCUGACUGCAGCAGGCUCAGAUGCCGACAGUGUCGUCAACUCUUACAAAACGAAAUGGAGCAGUCAAGAAUUGAGAAAGCUUCCUAUAUUUUAUGCUGCGGAUAAGUUAUUGAUGCGGAUUUUAUCUCUUCUUCCUGUGGAACCUUCUGCGCAAGCAUCCGACAAGAAAUCACUCUGAGACUAACGAUCUGAUCCUUCAAACUUGAAUAUUUAUUGUGUGUUACCAUCCAUAGAAAGAUCACUUCGUCUUAUGGCUGCACUCAAUUAGUCUUGGAUCGAUUAGCUUGUGUGUUGUCCCAGCAGAUAGGAACAUGGUAUUCUCACAACAGGGAAAAGGUUCGACUCAUUGGUAUGAUUGACUUUACUGCAAAAGAAGGGGGUGCAUUUAGAAGGUCAACUAUUGCCUAUACCGGACGGGUGAACACAAAAACAUCAUGUUUUUGUUGAAAGGAAGGUAAAGGUAUGUUCCCUUUUCGUUAUCGUUCAGGUUUCCAUGAAUGAAAUUAGAAAGUGAAUUGACAGAUUACAUUGUUAUUUAGCUGCUUGAAGAUUUGAAAGACCACAUUGUGCU